Gloeophyllum trabeum ATCC 11539 is the source of this 3567-nucleotide messenger RNA. RefSeq names its product ARM repeat-containing protein. The record is from RefSeq and is a predicted model, not a curated record. Lineage: Eukaryota; Fungi; Basidiomycota; Agaricomycetes; Gloeophyllales; Gloeophyllaceae. Gene Ontology annotation, biological process: tRNA re-export from nucleus. Gene Ontology annotation, molecular function: small GTPase binding; tRNA binding. Bases 148 to 3378 code for a protein of 1076 amino acids. Gene Ontology annotation, cellular component: nuclear matrix; cytoplasm; nuclear pore. The transcript is spliced from 13 exons.
CUACAAAAGCACGGCUCAGGCGCAUAUUUCUAAGGGCCAUAAAGGUCGUUGCUCAACGUUCGUCUCAAGUAAUAUCCACCAGAACAACAGCCGAAUACUGUGGCGUUCCCGUAAAAUCUCUGUCUUGCGCAGCCGUUCUGUCCUCCAAUGGACCAAGAAGUAAACCAAUUAGUCCAGGCGAUCCUCAUUGCUUCCGACCCGACACAAGGAACUUUGCAUCAGCAAGCGUUAGAAUAUCUCUCUAAUGUUCAGCAAAACGCGGCCAGUAGCUGGCGGUUAGCUCUCGCCCUGUUUGUCGAUACAACUCCCGAUGGCGCGCGGAAGCAUCCACCUCAAGCGCGAUUCUUUGGGCUGCAGGUCCUAGAUAAUUUCUUGGAUAAUCGCUAUGAGCCCUUAGACGAAGACUCGUUCACGACCUUACAGCAAGCACUUGUGGGAUACAUACAAUCCGAGUAUGUGUACGGCCCAGCAGAGUCGAGCGCGCCUUUCCUCCGCAACAAGUUCUCCCAUACUCUCACUCUUUUCUUCCUAUGCACUUACGUCGAGCAAUGGCCCUCGUUCCUCACGGACCUCUUCUCCCUUAUCCGUCCCUCGGAAUCAUCCUCCCAAUCCACCUUCAACCCCCACGUCUCCCUGCUCUUCUUCCACAUCGUGCUCGAGAUAUCGGGUGAGGUCGCGGACGCGAUCCUGAAGUCUGCGAGGACUUGGAAUGCAGCAAGGCAAGCCCGGGAUGGGCGUGUGCGUGAUGCAGUUCGAGAUCGGGACGCGGCGCGUAUCAAUGAAGCCGUGCUGACUAUUGUAGCGAACAGCGCGGACAGGAUGAGCAAGCUGCGCAAGGGCGAGCUGGACGUGCCCACGCCUGAAAAGGAGCUGUCUACCGCGGAGGAGGUAGUGGAUUGGGGAGUGAGGACGUUCGCGUCCUACGUCGGGUGGAUUGAUAUCAACCUGACGGUGACACCCACGACAAUUCCCCUCCUGUUCACCCUGCUGUCUGAUCCUUCUCUGCCGAUUCGGCUGGCCACUUGCGGAGCCCUGACACGCAUCGUCGCCAAAGGCCUGAAAGAGCCCGCUGACAAAUUGCAGCUCAUCAAGGUCCUCUCACUAGGAGAGGUGCUCGAUGCAUUAGAGAGCCGGACGAGAUCAGAACAAGAGGCUCGCGGGGAAGAUACGGACGAAGCCGAAGAAUCUUACCGCGAGGCUCUAGGUAAACUGCUAAAUGUCCUGGGCCUUGAGCUGAUGAAGCUCAUUGAUGAUUGCCUUAACGAGGAGAUUCGUUCGGAAGCGUCGAGAUUACUCGAACAGUGCCUCCCUGUGAUGCUUCGUUUCAUGUCUGACGAAUAUGAUGACACGUCGUCCACUAUCUUCCCGAUGCUGUCGACAAUCCUCAGCAGCUACAAAAAAGCCAAGAAAGUCUCCACAGAUCCUAUCGACGACUCAAAACGCUCCUUCCUCACCUCCCUCCUGCGCGUGAUACUCGAGAAAUUCAAAUGGGAGGAAGACGCAGACCCGGAUGACAUGGACGAGGACGACAAGGCCGCGUUCGAGACCCUGCGCAAAGAUCUGCGUACGUUCCUAGAUGCCGUGCUGGUGAUCGACCAGGAUCUGGUUACGGAUGCUGUGCGGACUCUGUCCAUCAACACGCUCACGGCGUACAGGAAUGGCGCGGCCAUUAAAUGGACGGAUGCUGAACUGUCGCUCUAUCUGAUAUUUAUCUACGGUGAAAUCAACAAAAGUGGGGGUAAGGGAAGGGCUGCGUUUUGCCAGGCUCCCCCUAUUCCAAGAGGCGAAGACCGCCGGAAGUUCGACUAUUCGGAAUACCCCUUGACUAGCCACGGCGAAAUGUUGUACACUAUGGCGCACUCAGGCAUUUCCGCGUACCCACACCGCGCAGUCGCCAUGCAGUUCUUCGAGACUGCUGCAAGAUAUGGUGAUUUCUUCAAGGUCCGGAAGGAUUGUAUCCUGCCCGUUCUGGAAGCUAUGGUCGAUACACGCGGUCUACACAGCCCUCAUUCUUCCGUCCGCUCCAGAGUAUUUUAUCUGUUCCACCGCUUCGUGAAAGAAGAUCGCAACGAGAUAACGUCCGAAGUUGCCUUGAAGCUGAUUGACAGUAUCCGGGACCUCCUCCCUGUCCAGGUCGAGCUGCCACAGCUCGAAGACGAGACACAAGAUAUGCUCACAGAAGCCGUGAACAACCCGGGGAUCUUCGAUUCUCAGCUGUAUCUCUUCGAGGCUGCCGGAACACUGGUAUCCUUGAUCUCGAAGGCGCCGGAACAGCAGGCCGCGCUGCUCUUGUCCAUCGUGAAACCUCAGCUGGACCAGCUUGCCACCAGCUUGCAGGCGGUCAAGGGCCCCCAGGAUCAUAUCCCUAUCUUGGAGGUGCAUCACAUCAUCAUGGCGUUGGGGAACAUCGCGAAGGGCUUCCCGGAUUACCCAUCGGAAAUACCGGAGGGGUAUACUCCGCCACCUCUGGAUGUGUUCCGGGAGGUCGCUCAAGCCAUCCUGACAUCUCUGAACGCCAUGAAUGUGUUCAAGGUAGUUCGGGAUGCGACGCGCUUCGCCUUUGCCAGGAUUAUCGCGACGACGGGACCGAAUGUGACGAGCUUCAUCCCGCCGUUGAUGGCUAGCCUCCUCACACAUUUCGAACUCGUGGAGCUCGUGGAUUUCAUGAACUUCAUAGGGCUACUUGUACACAAACUUCAGUUGGAUAUCUUUGAUGUGCUGGACCAGCUCAUAGGACCGCUGAGCGAACGUAUCACUGAGGUUCUCUCGCAACCGGUCACGGGCACGGAUGAUCAGCUCGCUCAUACGGACACGAAGAGAGCCUACCUCGGUUUACUGAAUACUAUCGUGUCCUCGAGUGUACACGGCAUAUUCAUAUCGGAAAGGAACAAGGGCCGGUUCGAAAAUCUUCUCGAAAGUAUGGAGCAGCUUGCCACCGAUUUGUCUGAUCCAGGCAGCGCGAAGGCAGCAUUCACGUUCUUGGGCCGCUGCGUUAGUGUUUGGGGCCGACGUCCUGAAGAAAUCGCUGCCAAUGGUAAUGGCAACGCACUAGCCGGAGCCCAGAGCCUACCAGGAUUCGAACGGUUUAUAUAUGAACAGCUGGUGCCACUGGCUUUCAAAGUCUUGUCGUUACCCAACUUCAACAUCAAGGACGGCCAGAUGCUCAUGGUACUCCACGAGAUCGCCAACUUCCUCCAGACUGUCUGCAAGACGAGGGGCCAGGAAGCCUAUGACUUCUUCGUGAACGUGUUCCUCCCGGCUCAGAACUGGCCUCAAGAUAUGUCGGUCGACUUUGCUACUAAACUCAGGGACUUUGAUGGCAAGGGCUUUAGGAAAUACUUUGUAGAUCUAGUCCGAGCCUCACGAGCCGGCUCAUAGCAUCGUAUGCUUUUAAAAUUCUCGUGUCUGCUGUGUCGGCUGCUCUUCAUUUAUCUGCACAUCUGUUAGCUCUACAAGUUCGUUGCAUCAGUGUUCACAUUCAACAAGUCUCCCUGCAUAUCAUCUGUAGCUUUGCAUUUCUGGUCGAGUAGUACAAGUCGUUCCCCUGCACAAGAAGUAUUUGAGCAG